This is a messenger RNA of Cooperia oncophora, 225 nucleotides long. NCBI's taxonomy places the organism in Eukaryota, Metazoa, Nematoda, Chromadorea, Rhabditida, Trichostrongylidae. The record is from the annotation of a GenBank genome assembly.
AUGGAUGAGGCAAGUUACUGGAGAACAUGGGAUUCAUAUCCGGAGAUGGAGGGUCGGAGCGAAUGCAAAACUUUCAAUUUCUCGCCGGUGGAACGAUUUCGGUUUUUCUGGUUUCUCGUCUCUAAAGCUGCAGUAAGCAUGUUCCUGUGUCUUGUAGUCAUGGCGCAUUCACCGCAGCUGCACGACUACAAUGCUGAAGACGAUACCACGCCAUUGAAUUUCUAA